ACGCCCGGAACACCCGGCCAUGGCUGCAGAGACUCUAUUUCACGCACACGCUGUUCUUUGUAGUGACCGUAGCGUUCAGCCGGGUCUAGACGUCUGGCACUCUGCCGUGCUCUCACAUAUUCAGGCGCAGUGAAACCAUAAUUCUAUCACUAUAAACACAACCUUAUAAACUUUUGUAGAUCGCUAUUUCCUGAUUACGAGCCGAUCCGGUCUGUCUUUAAUCACGCCGCGGACACUUGAUAAGUGCGGAAAUUAAAUUAUGAAGUGAACAAAGAAAGGAUUGUAUCCCAAAAAGGCGUGAGACGAUCCAGCACUGAUGUAGGCGCUGUACCACUAACCAUCAUGGACUGGGUGAUGGUGGCCAGCGCUCUGCUGGCCUUUCUUUUAUAUUACAAUACCUUGGAUGCGGGAUUCGUCUAUGAUGACAGGCGGGCGAUCCUCUCCAAUCCGGACGUCAUCGGGCACACACCUAUAGAAGCGUUAUUUGAAAACGAUUUUUGGGGAACACCGCUUGCAGACCCUGGUUCCCACGGCUCCUACCGACCACUAUGCGUCGCCACGUAUCGACUCAACUAUGCUUUCACUGGAUUUAGACCAUGGAGUUACCAUUUUUUUAAUGUCGUACUACACUGCAUUGCAACUGCACUGGUAGUGACAGUAGCGCGACGCUUACUGCCUUCUUACUGUAUACGAGUGGGAACCGUUGUUGCUGGAUUGACAUUUGCAGCUCAUCCUAUACACACUGAAGCUGUAGCAGGCAUUGUAGGUAGAGCAGACUUAGCGGCCUGUAACUUCUUUCUACUAAGCUUUUUACUCUAUAGUGAACAUAUUCGCCUACGCGAAGACCGACACAGAGGACAAUGCCGACAUAUUAAUAAGAAUAGUGUUAUUCACCAACAAAUAUCAACAAGCGAUCAAUUUAGACUAAGCUGUCACGGUUUAGUACAGCAUAUUAUGAUGAACUUUCGUAGGUUGUUAAAAGCUGGCAAAGCUGGACCAAUGAAAGUGUUAGACGCUUGCGACAUGAACACUGGAACAGUGAGACUAAAGUGUCAAAAUAGUGAUAGUGUCAGUGAAGAUACUUGUGAAAUUUAUCAGUGGCUUACCUUAGCUGGAACACUAUUGUUCGCCACUGCAGGAACUCUUUGUAAAGAACCUGCUAUAAUGGUUCUACCUCUUUGCAUAUUCUACGAUUUUCUUAAAAGAACUCGACGAGAAGAAUCUUAUUCCAAGAAUCGCUGGCGCAGCAUCUGCUUGUUGGGAACUGGGGGGAUCGCUCUAUUAUACUGGCGAUUGAGAAUUGCUGGAACACCGUCCCCUUUCGCUGCAGCCGACAAUCCUGCGUCUCGCGAUCCCUCGAUGCUCACAAGAAUUUAUACGUUUUCUUAUCUCCCAGUUUUUAACUUCUUCCUCCUUUUAUACCCUUUGCAUCUAAGCUUCGAUUGGUCUAUGGAAUCUAUACCAAGAAUCUCAUCUAUUUUUGAUACCCGAAAUGUAUCCACAAUCAUUUUCUACGUAGUCAUGUCAAAAGUUACAUGGAAAGCUGUAGUGAACGAAUUCAGAAAAUGCCAAGAGAAACCGCUAAAGGAAGUGAAAUAUUAUAAAAAACAGAAUUGUAAGAUAAGGCACAAGUGGAAUUACAAUAGCAAACAAUAUAACAAAGGGCAGGAUUGCGUUGAAAGAAAAAGCUACCAUGCGCCACACAAAGAGAAUGUGUCAUCUAAAAAGCUAUUGUGUACAUGUACGGGCUGUAAACAUUCGUUGACUGAUGAGCACACAAGCGCAUGCCGUGCCAUUAACAACAAUAAUACAAUGAUGCACAAUUCUACGUGCGUUUGCCCGAUGGCGAGCAUAAAAUAUAAGUCACCUAAUAUCACAGUGAGACACAUUUAUCGCAGUCCUCAAGUUGCGAUGUUAAUGUUCAUGGCAUUUAUGAUUCUGCCAUUCGUGCCUGCUACUAAUGUUCUGUUUUACGUUGGCUUUGUGGUCGCAGAGCGUGUUCUUUACAUUCCCAGUGUUGGUUUUUGUUUAUUGCUCGGACUAGGAGCUGGUGCCUUGACGCGCCAUUGGCACCGAAAUGAAACACGUAGUCGUGUUUUUAUGUUGGCCUUGCUUAUCGUUUUGUCCGCAAUGUGCGGGAACACCAUGCGGAGAAAUCUCGAUUGGCGUGAUGAAGAAAGCCUAUUCCGUAGCGCUCUACAUAUUAAUCCACCAAAAGCUUACGGGAACCUAGCCAGUGUGCUGACCGCACAAGGACGGACAGCAGAGGCGGAAGUCGCCUUCGAGAGAGCGCUCAAACAUAGACCCAAUAUGGCUGACGUUCAUUAUAACUUAGGGAUUUUACUUCAAAACCAAAGGCGGUACGGAGAAGCUAUCAAAAGUUUUGAGAGAGCGAUUUAUUUUCGACCAUCAAUGGCCUUGGCAUACGUAAACCUGGGAACAUCACUAAUGGCUGAUGGAAGGCUAGCAGAAGCAGCGAGUGCACUCCGCGCCGGUUCACGAGCCGAAGGGUUCCGAGUACGGGACAGAAGAGAACAUGAAGCAGCUAGAGUCUCUGCCCUGGUGCAACUUGCAGCUUUACAUUCUCAACGUGGACAUUGGCAUAAAGCGCUGUCAGCGUAUAAAGAAGCAUUACAAAUGCUACCUAAUACUAAUACACCAAUAGUAGGAUGGACGCGACAUAACGUUUUAUCAAUGGCUGGAGAAAUCUAUGUACAGUUACAACAAUGGCCACAGGCGGAGCAUAGUAUUCUUUCAGCAUUAGCUGCCGCACCGCGUAACGCUGCUUCACAUGUUACUCUAGCGCAAAUAGUGGCCAGGAAUGCCAGUCGAAUAAUUGAAGCGGAAAUGUGGUUCAAGAAAGCUUUAAUAUUAGCACCUAAUGAUCCAUCAGUUAGAGAUCAAUUCGGUCUAUUUUUGAGAUCGCAACGGCGACUCCUAGAGUCAGCAGAACAGCUCGUCACCGCAGCGCAACUAGCACCUACGGACAGCGGGCGGGCUGUGUCCGCUGCACGAGCGUUGAGAGACGCACGUCGUUGCCGCUCCGCAGAAAAGUGGUACGCCCGAGCAGUACAGUUAAAGCCUGAGAUUGCUGAAUACCAUUCCAAUCUCGGUGCAAUACUGCAUCUAAACGGCAAAUAUGCAGCGGCGGCGACGUCAUACCGGAGAGCUCUGCAACUACAACCAAACGAUGACGUCACAAUGACCAACCUAAAGAGAGUACGAUCUCUAAUUAACAAACAACGCAGAAAAUAAUUUAUUAAGUGAAUACACUGAUAGAAAACACAUC
Messenger RNA from Achroia grisella, 3289 nucleotides. It is a transcript of the gene Tmtc2, whose product is annotated as protein O-mannosyl-transferase TMTC2-like. The record is from RefSeq and is a predicted model, not a curated record. Gene Ontology annotation, biological process: protein O-linked glycosylation via mannose. Gene Ontology annotation, molecular function: protein binding; mannosyltransferase activity. The transcript is spliced from 11 exons. Lineage: Eukaryota; Metazoa; Arthropoda; Insecta; Lepidoptera; Pyralidae. Bases 343 to 3255 code for a protein of 970 amino acids. Gene Ontology annotation, cellular component: endoplasmic reticulum membrane.